AUGUCUACUUCUUUCUUUUUAAAAGGUAAGUCAAGACAAGUUCAUAAAAGAAAAGGUGAAAAAAUAAUCAAGAAGAAAUCAAAAAGGCAAAAUGCACCUAACCUCGAAAAUGGUGAAGAAUCUUCCGGUAGCGACUUAGAUAUCAAAAAAUUUUCUGAUGCUGAGGAUUCUGAGAGUGAUCAUGAAACAGCGGAACAGAAAAAAUUACGAUUAGCCAAAAAAUAUCUCGAAGAAAUAGAAAAAGAAGAGGCAAAACGAGCGGAGCUUAAAGAAUUGGAUGAUGCUGUGGAAAAACGGCUACAGAAGGAUUAUUUAGAACAGAAGGGUAAAUUAAAAGUAGAAGUUGCUGAUAAUUAUAAAGUACCAAAUGAAAAUGAUGUCAGAUUAAUACGAGCAAAAGAACACCGCCUCCCAUUAACAUGUGUAUGUAUAACCAGUGAUGGUGAAUUUGCUUUUACCGGUUGUAAAACAGGCACUGUAAUAAAAUGGGGUAUUAGAGAAAAAAGAAAACUUGGUUGCUUAACAUUUAAAACUCAUUCCAAAUAUAUUAAAAAGAGUGUUAGUUCUGUUGCUGUAUCUACAGACUCAAAGUAUUUAGCUACUUCAGAUGUAUCACCUGAUAUUCAAAUAUGGGAUCCUCAUACUUUCAAACAUGUUCACACCUUUAAAGGUCAUAAGGAUACAGUUAUAGGACUAGUGUUUAGAAAAAAUACACAUGAUUUAUAUUCUGCAAGUAAGGACAGAUCUGUUAAAAUAUGGUCAUUAGAUGAAAUGGCAUAUGUAGAAACAUUGUUCGGUCAUCAAUCACCCAUUACAUCAAUUGAUGCAUUAGCUAGAGAAAGAGCAAUUACUUCAGGAGGUAGGGAUACCUCAAUUAGAAUAUGGAAGAUAGUUGAAGAAUCACAAUUGAUUUUUAACGGACCUGUUGGAAGCCUUGAUGUUGUUAAGUUAUUAGAUGAAGAACAUUUUGUGUCUGGGAGUGACAAUGGUUCUAUUUGUUUAUGGAGUGUUUUAAAGAAGAAACCUUUAUGUACUAUAUCUGAGGCUCAUGGUUCAGAUAAUGAGGUUCCUCGAUGGAUUACAAGUCUUGCUACACUUUUAAAUUCUGAUGUGUUUGCAUCAGGUUCCUAUGAUAAUCACAUAAGAUUAUGGAAAGUUAGUGAUGCAUAUAAAAAUAUUGUGCCUUUAUUCAGUAUAGAAAUAUAUGGUUUUGUUAAUUGUAUACAAUUCACAAGUGAUGGCAGGCAAUUAUAUGCAGCUAUAGGCCAGGAACAUAAGGCUGGAAGAUGGUUUAAAGAAGGAAGUGCUAAAAAUGGUCUUCUUGUUGUUAAUUUACCUAUUAAAUUA
Messenger RNA from Brenthis ino (lesser marbled fritillary), 1347 nucleotides. Lineage: Eukaryota; Metazoa; Arthropoda; Insecta; Lepidoptera; Nymphalidae. The record is from the annotation of a GenBank genome assembly.